Messenger RNA from Podarcis lilfordi (Lilford's wall lizard), 3541 nucleotides. Lineage: Eukaryota; Metazoa; Chordata; Lepidosauria; Squamata; Lacertidae. The record is from the annotation of a GenBank genome assembly.
AUGGCCUCAAAGGCCCUGUUUGGACCAUCCCUUCUUAAAGAUGGAGUGGAAAGAGGAGCCAGGCAGCUUCCUCAGGUAGGGAAAGAGCAACGGGAGCAGGGAGGAGGGAAGAGGCACAGAUGGGACCACCCAGCCUCCCUCUGUGUUGAGUGGGAAUGAUGGGGAUCUAAGAGCAGCUCUGUCUUCUUCCUCUUCUUCUUCCAGGCCCUCUUGACCUUUGAGGAGGUGGCUGUGUUUUUCACGGAGGAGGAGUGGGCUCUGCUGGAUCCUGGCCAAAGAGCUCUGCACAAGGAAGUCAUGGAGGAGAAUUAUGAGAUGGUGGCCUCUUUAGGUAAGGGCAGAUUUGUAUCCCUCUUGGCUGGUAGACAUUGAAAGGGUGAAUCUCCUGUUUGAGCCAUUUAUUCAUGCCAUGAAGGAGCAACAUAGGAAUUAGGCCAGUGGCCCAUCUAGUCCAGCAUCCUGUUCUCCCACUGGCGAAACCAAAUGCCUGUGGGAAACCAGCAAGCAGGAUUCAAACACAAGAACACUCUUGCCUCCUGUAGUUUCCAGUGUUUAGGAACAUUGCUGUCUUCUGACUGUGGAGGCAUUGCAGCGGGAAGGUAAACGGCGUUUCCGUGCGCUGCUCUGGUUCACCAGAAGCGGCUUAGUCAUGCUGGCCACAUGACCCGGAAGCUGUACGCCGGCUCCCUCGGCCAGUAAAGCGAGAUGAGCGCCACAACCCCAGAGUCAGUCACGACUGGACCUAAUGGUCAGGGGUACCUUUACCUUUACUUAUGAUGUAAAUAGCACUUCUGUUUCACUUAUUCCACAUAGGAGAGAUACUCAAGUCUGAGCUCAUCUCGCCAGAAACAGAAAUAUAUGGAGAUGUUGUCCUGGACCAAUUGAGAGGUAUGUCCUUCCACUUUGUUGUGAGGCUGUAUCUUUGUGUAUCUCAUUUCAGUAUGUAGGAAUAUAAAAAGAGCCCAUCAGGAUGAAGCCCCAUCUUUUCCUGCAUCCUGUUCUCAGAGAGACUGUCAAGGAGAAACCAAGGGCCGGAGGGCAACAGCGGUCUCUCGACUCACGAAUUUUCUCUUAAGCAAUAACAUGCUGUAAAUUUUAUAUCCAUAUUCCAUAAUUGUGAUAGUUGUUCCCCAAACCCCCACUUCAUAUCCUUUUUAAAUAUUUCAUUCAAAUGAUGAUAUCGUAACCAUGUUGUCAACAUUCCUGGUAAAUCCUUCAACCCUUUUAAUUUAAAUUCUCCACCCACCACUCUUAAUAAAUAAGUCACCCAACUUUCCGCCAUAGUUUUAUUUUCACCGCUAUGGCUUCCAAAGGUGAAAGUCAAAGUGGUGUUUUCGCUCCCAAUAAAUUUCUAUAUAUGUCCCAUAUUCCAGGGACCUCCAACUUCCAAGAGACUGCAAUCUACUCACGGUAUAAAAAUAUUGGCAGUGAUCUACUCAUUGUUAGAGUUGUUGAGCUUUUUUUGGGAAUAUGAUAAAAAAAAUACCUACUUUCCCCUUUCAUUUCCAGCAGAUACCUAAUUCAGUUUUGUACAUCUUAGCUAAAUUGCUCGGUGUCAGAUACCACCUGUACAUCACUUUCAUAAAAUUCUUCUUCAGUGUGCAACAUGCUGUAAAUUUUAAAUCUCUUCCACAUUUCUCCCAAGCACUUAUCUCUAUAUUAUGGCCUGUAUCUCUUGCCCAGUGAAUCAUAGCUGGUUUUACCAGUUCAUCCUGUUCUCAUAACAAAUAGAAUUGAGUUGUGAUCAGAAAUAGUCCUUGGUCAUCUUUAAAAAAAUUGUUACGGGUAAAAACCAUGUUUAUAUGCAUUACCACAUUGAUCUUUUUAGUUUAUCACUGGUUAUAAACUCUUCAACAAAUAUUUUGGUUACUAAUACUCUGGUGUGUCAACUUGCAACAUGUGUCUCCAGCAAUAAGAGACUAUUUUCUGGGAUUAUUUCCUUUCCUUAAAAUGUUGUAUAUAGAAGAGGGGAGAUUGUUGGAGGUGUUGAAAUAAGAGAAGGUGCUGAUUGGUCUUGCUGUGUGUUCUCUUGUUCUGUUCCUUGAAAUCCUAACAAUAUUUUCUUAUCCCCCUCUUAAAACCAGGUGAUGAAGAAGGCAAUCAGAAUUAUGAGGGGCCAUCUGUAAAGUACGUCAGUGUGAGUGAACCUCUUAGCACACAUCUACAAAAUAACACAGAGGAGAAACCCUUUAAAUGUAUGGAGUGUGGAAAGAGCUUCAGUAAAAAUGGAAAUCUUACUGCACAUCAACGAAUUCACACAGGGGAGAAACCAUUUAGAUGUAUGGAGUGUGGGAAGUGCUUCAGUGAAAGCGGUAAUCUUACUGUACAUCAACGAACUCACACGGGUGAGAAACCAUUUAAGUGUAUGGAGUGUGGAAAGAGCUUCCGUGAAAAUGGAAAACUUAUUAUACAUCAACGAACUCACACCGGUGAGAAACCCUUUAGAUGUACGGAGUGUGGGCAGAGCUUCAGUCAGAAUGGAACUCUUACAACACAUCUACAAAUUCACACAGGGGAGAAACCCUUUAAAUGUAUGGAGUGUGGGCAGAGCUUCAGUCGGAAUAGAACUCUUACAGCACAUCUACGAAUUCACACAGGGGAGAAACCGUUUAAAUGUACGGAGUGUGGGCAGAGCUUCAGUCACAAUGGACGCCUUACUCUACAUCAACGAACCCAUACAGGGGAGAAACCAUUUAGAUGUAUGGAGUGUGGGAAGUGCUUCAGUCAGUGUUCACACCUAACUCUACAUCAACGAACUCAUACAGGGGAGAAACCAUUUAAAUGUAUGGAGUGUGGGCAGAGCUUCAGUUCGUGUUCACAACUUAUUCUACAUCAAAGAACUCAUACAGGGGAGAAACCAUUUAAAUGUAUGGAGUGUGGGCAGAGUUUCACUCGGUGUUCACAGCUUACCCUGCACCAACGAACUCAUACAGGGGAGAAACCAUAUAAAUGUUUGGAGUGUGGAACGAGCUUCAUUUGUAGUUCAAGACUCACUGUGCACCAGCAAAGUCACACCGGGGAGAAACCAUUUACAUGCUUGGAGUGUGGGAAGUGCUUCAGUCAGUGUUCACACCUUACUAUACAUCAACGAUCUCACACAGGGGAGAAACCAUUUAAAUGUAUGGAUUGUGGAAAGUGCUUCAGUCAUAGUGGAUCUCUUGCAAAGCAUCAACAAAUUCACACAGGGGAGAAACCAUUUAAGUGUAUGGAGUGUGGAAAGAACUUCAGACAGUGUUCACACCUUACUAGACAUCAACGAACUCACACAGGGGAGAAACCAUUUAAAUGUAUGGAUUGUGGGAAAUGCUUCAGUCAUAGUGGAGGUCUUACAAGACAUCUACAAACUCACACAGGGGAGAAACCCUUUAAAUGUUUGGAGUGUGGAAAGAGCUUUAGUGAAAAUGGAAAACUUACAAUACAUCAACGAACUCAUACAGGGGAAAAACCAUUUAAAUGUAUGGAGUGUGGAAAGAGCUUUAGUGCAAGUACAAAACUUACAAUACAUCAACAAACUCACACGGGUGAGAAACCGUUUAAAUGA